Molecule: messenger RNA, 720 nt
Organism: Lichtheimia ornata
Lineage: Eukaryota; Fungi; Mucoromycota; Mucoromycetes; Mucorales; Lichtheimiaceae
Exons: 5
Coding region: 1-720 (239 amino acids)
Biological process (GO): cytoplasmic microtubule organization; tubulin complex assembly; post-chaperonin tubulin folding pathway
Cellular component (GO): nucleus; microtubule plus-end; cytoplasm
Molecular function (GO): microtubule plus-end binding; alpha-tubulin binding
Source: RefSeq, a predicted model, not a curated record
AUGUCAAUCGUUACUGUCAUCGUCACCACACCCGAGAAUAUCAAUGCUGAAAGACGUCUCGACAAGGGAUGGACCAUUCAAGAACUCAAGUAUAAACUUGAGCCUAUUACUGGCAUUCCUCCUGACACUGCACAAUUGAGUCUUUACCAAGGCGAUUCCCUCGUUGGUGCCAUUGAUGACGAUAGUCGAAUGCUUGGUUCAUACCCUAUCGAAGAUUACAUGCGUUUGCACGUUGUUGAUACCAAUCCACAUCGCGUCAAGAAUCAGUAUACGGAUGUUUCUCUUGUUGAAAAGUUUGAGCUUACUGAGGAUGAAUACAAGCAACGAACAGACACUGUACGUGCAUUCAAAGAGCGCAACAAGCUAGGACGAUUCUCAAAAGAAGCAGCCGAACAAAUGGAAGCCUUUGAAAAGCAAAAUGAGGAAGCAUUUAGCAAGAUGAAAUUGGGUGAUCGAUGUGAAGUACAAUUAUCAGCAGAUUCAGAGGUGAAGCGUCGUGGAUGUAUUCGAUUUUUGGGCACCACCGAAUUCCAAUCUGGAUUAUGGGUAGGCAUUCAAUACGAUGAGCCAUUGGGCAAGAAUGACGGCAGCGUUCAAGGUGUGCGUUACUUUACAUGUCCUCCCAAAUAUGGUGCUUUUGUUCGACCCUCCAAGGUCACUGUCGGUGAUUUCCCUGAAGAAGAUCUCAUGGCAACGGAUGAUGAGCUCGAGGAGAUGUAA